UUGCCGUGUAACAUAGAUUUGGAGGUUGAACAGUAAAUACCAAGUGGUCAUAUAAAUACUGCCAACUACAGCUUGAAACUGAAGUUUGACCUCGGUAGAAUUUCAGCGCUGGUUCCUGGCGCUGCCAUUGUUUUUCCAUUUUUGUAUUAUUAUUAACCAGUCACCAAGGGGCUGAGAUUUUGUAGCAAGGGUUAAAAGUGGGUAAGUACAGUAUUUCAUAAAACAUCUGAAACGCUGCAAGGAGGUUUCGCUUUGACUAUUCAACCUACCGCACCUUUGUUGCAAUACCUGGUAACGCCCCAUGAUUUUGGUCUGAAGAAACUGAUGUGGAUUACCUAACUUUGGGAAAAGUUUUAAGUUUUCACCUGUAGGAGUGACGACACUCUCUUAUCGUACUGCAAAUCUGCCAGUCAGGUAUACCGAUUGAAUAAUAUUUACAUAAAUCAUCUUAAAACACCGCGCUUACAAACAAACGUUUAUUCGGAUUCAAACGAAUCUGACAAAGCUGAAACUGGACAGCAUUCCAUAUCACUUUCAACAGUAUCCUAUUUGUUUUUACAGUAGUGUACUCCAUAACUUCCGUGUUUUUCCUCCGAGAAACUACAACUAGUUGUAGCUUUACUAUUAUAAAAAGUACAUAGAAAAUUAACGUGAUGACUACAGAAAACACCAUCAACGGGAUUGCUCUCAUCGAAAUUAAAGAAAUGGAGGAAGCCACCGAAAACAGCCACAUUAUGGAUGUUAUCACCCAUAAUGAACAGGAAAACGUGAACAAUGGGAAUGAGGAAACGGAGGAAGCCACUGAAAUCAACCAGUUAUGUCCGAUGAGAGAUGAGAAUUCUCCAAAUGAACAGAAUGAAACAAACAGAGGAAAGCAAAGGUGCCGCUACAGGAGUAGAUAUGUCUUCUGGAAAUGCAAGCUGUGGAUGUGCAUUUUAUCCGUUUUUAUACUGUUGGCUAUAGCAACUGUAAUCGGUCUGGUUCUCUAUUCAGUGGUGUAUGUGGAUGAAGAUGAAAAGAUAGAUAAAACACUGUAUGUUGUUUCUCGAUAUUAUAAUGGCACUCUAAGAAUAGUAAACCAAGAAUUUACACCAGAAUUGCUUUUACCCAAAUCCCAGAAGUCUGAAUUCUUAUCAGGGCAGCUAAAGGACAUGCUUUCAAGAUUAUACAGUUCGUCUCCUGCUUUGGGCCGCUACUUUGUUAAUGCAGGGUUAAACUCCUUCAGCAAUGGCAGUGUGACUGCAUAUUACUGGCUGAAGUUUGAAAUCCCAUCAGAGCACAGUAAACUGAUAAAGUACACCCUCAGUGAAGAGGUCCUAGUUAACGUUUUCCGACAACAUUUAUACGACCAGGAAUUAGAAGAGAACAGAAACUUACAUAUUGAUCCAUCAUCUCUGUCGCUACAAGUUGCUGAUGGAAAAGGUGUUACAUCUUAGAACCAGUGACAUAGCAAGUGAUGGAUUCAUCUUUGGGAAGCUUCAUUGGACUUCGUUUGUUCUUUCUUAUUCUACUCACGUUCUAGAUUCUUUACAACAGGCAAUUUCACAGACUGGUGUGUUGGAGUUUCAUUUUGUAAGAGUGAUUGCUUAACAUAAAAUGUACAUAAAGUAUACAUGUCUGAUAAGCGUACAGUACACUGUGAAGAUGAGGUGCUGGCAAACAGGAAUCCAGUUUGACUAUUUUUUAUAUUACUUCUGGGGGACUUAAACCUACAAAUGCAACUAUGAUGUCAGCUUUCUCACUACAAAUAAUAUGAAACCCAAGAUAAUUCUUACCCAUUUAAAUGUUUUAUUUUUCGAUAUUUACAAGCACGAGCUUGGUAUUUUUCUUUUUAAGUUUUACUUCAAGGCAAUUGGUUUUUCUCUUUACAUUGCAUAACAAGGAAAGCUAAUGAUUUUGUAUUAAAUAUACCUGGACAUGAGCUGUUUUAUUUUAUUUUGCAUAAUUAUGUAUAUAUUUGAAUACAUCAACAUAAUGUCAUGUGUUUCCAAACUUUUUUAAAUGUCUUUUACAAUUUAGUAAUUUGUACAAAAUGCAAACGUCGAUUUAUAUACUAAUGUAGUAAUCAACAAUAAAUGAGAAUGGAGAAGAAAAAUAAGUGCUUUUGUUUG
Molecule: messenger RNA, 2111 nt
Organism: Acipenser ruthenus (sterlet)
Lineage: Eukaryota; Metazoa; Chordata; Actinopteri; Acipenseriformes; Acipenseridae
Product: TPA-induced transmembrane protein
Exons: 8
Coding region: 654-1436 (260 amino acids)
Source: RefSeq, a predicted model, not a curated record